Molecule: messenger RNA, 1316 nt
Organism: Pangasianodon hypophthalmus (striped catfish)
Lineage: Eukaryota; Metazoa; Chordata; Actinopteri; Siluriformes; Pangasiidae
Product: solute carrier family 35 member F4
Exons: 7
Coding region: 1-1176 (391 amino acids)
Biological process (GO): transmembrane transport
Cellular component (GO): membrane
Molecular function (GO): transmembrane transporter activity
Source: RefSeq, a predicted model, not a curated record
AUGAAUAAACUGUCAGCGAAGGUCUCUCCGUGCUCCACACCUCCACCUGCCACACUGCACACGGCCUCCACCUCAGGUGCAGAGGCUGACGUGAGGAGUGAGGAGUGUGUGUCGGUGCAGGACUCGGGGCCGAGCGAGGGUCCGUGUCGGUGUCCGGUCAGGGCGAUGCUGCGGUUAGCGGCGGGCGUGGUGAUGGGUGUCGGCAUGGCGACGGCGUGGGUGUGGGCGGCUCACAGCGCUAAACAAACUCUCACACACUUUAACGCUCCUUUUUUCAUCUUUUGGUUCUGCAGCAUCUGGAACCUGCUGAUGUUCCCUCUGUAUUACGCCGGACAUUUACUGACAGAGAAACACAGAGAGACGCCCUCAGCUCGGUUCAGGAGGUGUGUGCGGUUCCUGGGUGAUGGGGAGGUGACAGUGAGGGUGUUGUUGCGGUUCUCCGCUCCGUUCUCCGUGUUCUGGAGUGUGUCGGGGUUCCUGUACCUGCGCGCUCUCAGCAGGACGUCAGUGACAGACUGCAGCGCUGUGAUGUGCUGUAACUCCGCCUUCACCUUCCUGCUCACCUGGAUCGGCCUUAAGGAGCGCUUCCUGGGAGUCAGGGUGGUAGCAGUGAUUCUCUCUAUAACAGGAAUUGUGAUGUUAGCAUACUCUGAUGGUUUCUACAGCGACUCUAUCACCGGAGUGGCUCUGAGUGUCGGAUCAGCCUCCUGCUCUGCGCUGUAUAAAGUGUUGUACAGGAAGCGAGUAGGGACACUGGAUCCCGGCCCAGCUAGUGCGUUGUUGUGCUGUGUGGGUCUGUGUGCGCUUGUGUUGCACUCCUGGGUGUGUGUGCUGCUGUACGUCACACACGUGGAGUUCUGGCCUCCGUCUCAGCCUGUGCCCUGGAACACACUCUGCAUCACGGCGUCGCUGCUGCUCGUGUUUAAUGUGCUAGUGAACAUGGGAGGAGUGUGCACUUACCCUGCGCUCAUCUCACUCGGAGUCCUGCUCACGGUUCCAGCCAGCACAGCGGUGGACGUGUGGGUGAUGGAGGCUCCGCCCCUCAGUGACAUGCGCUCGGUGGCGUUGGGUUUGAUCUCGGCUGCGUUUGUGCUGCUGCUGUUUCCAGAGGAUUGGGACGAGAAAACUCUGCAGUGGAUCAGUUCAGUGUGGAGUCAAAAAACACUCAACACCUAAAACUUAACACUCAACACUUAACAUUUAACGCCUAACGCCUAACACCUAAAACUUAACACUCAACACCUAACACCUAACAUUUAACACCUAACACUCAACACUUCCCCCUUAACACUGAUUAGCACUGAUUAACACUUCCC